AUGACCAACAUACGAGGCGUAGCUGUCGCGAACAAUAUUCGAGACCCAUUCGUACUUGGUGGUGUCGGCGUGACCCGUCCCGACGUAGCGGGCCUGCAUGGCCUCGAGGUUUUGGAGCGAGAGCCCUUAGCCUCGCGGAUAGCGUCUCUGGUGCAUACGCAUUUCGAUGGCUUGCCCAGUCGCAGUAAGCCGACUGUUAGGCCGGAUGGGACGAAGGAGUGGAUUCCCAUGUCGGGAGUGGUUGUUGUAAAGGGAGAGAAUACGCCCGCGGAAAAGUUGACCUGCGUGGCGGUCACAUCCGGGGCAAAAUGUCUUUCUGCAUCCCAAGUCCCCAAUUGCAAAGGCCUCGUGCUACAUGAUUGGCACGCAGAGAUCCUUGCCCUGCGAGCAUUCAACUACUGGCUUCUCUCUGAAUGUCGCAGUAUAUUAACCCAGAAGCGACAGCACAGUUCGUCGUCCUCCGACGGAAGUCAGGAAUCACCUUUCUCACCUUCUUCGCCUUAUCUCCGUUGCAGACAACAAUACCCUCCUUUCGAACUCCAACCAGACCUCACAAUCUACAUGUACUGCACCUGCGCUCCGUGCGGCGACGCCAGCAUGGAGCUCUGCAUGGCAGCGCAAGAGGAUCCCACGCCCUGGGAAGCCAAUCCCGACAAUCCCGACGAAUCCAAACUUUCACUUCUCGACGGACGAGCCCAUUUCUCUCGUCUAGGCAUCGUCCGUCGCAAACCCGCUCGCGCAGACGCCGAAUCCACCCUCAGCAAGUCCUGCUCCGAUAAGCUCGCCCUGCGCCAGAUCUCGUCGCUGCUGUCCUACGAAACGAGCCUUCUCGUGGCGCCCACAGAAACGGCUUAUCUAGCGGGGGUCAUCCUCCCGGAGAACGAGGUCAGCAGCGUCGGCUGCGCUCGCGCAUUCAGUGACAAGGGCCGAAUGAAAGUCCUGAAGGGUCGGUUCUGGCCGCUGCAUAAUAAUAGCCAUAGCUCUCCUAUCCCGGAUCAAGAGAGUUCCGGGUACCGAUUCCGUCCAUUCCGGGUCCUUUCGAUUCCCAUGCAAAAGUAUGCUUCGCUUUGGAGGUAUGCUAAAACCGGUUCCUCUGGGACCGAUGCCCAAGAAAAACGCAAACCGGCGGUUAUCUCUGCGGUUUGGACGGUGGCACCGUCUGGUCCCCCGCCGUCAGUGGUCGAGAACGGGGUGAAAUCGUUACCGGUGCUGCGAAGAUCGAAGACGGGUCUGUACGAGACUCUCAUCAAUGGCGUCAAGCAGGGAAAUCGCGUCUCGACUCCUCUCGCCCGGGGAGCGUCAGCGUUGUCCCGCGCGAAGCUAUGGGAUACCUGGCGGGAGAUCGUUCGGUUGUCCUGCUCGGGGACUGAUGGGGAGGGAAACGGCCUGCAAGGCCGUCAUCCGGCGGCGUUGUCUAUUCCUGAACCAGUCGUCGACGCAGCUUCGUAUCGCGAGUUUAAGAAAAUUCUGCCCGUGGUGGCGCAAGGCAUGGUGGCGCAGGGCGUGGUGGCGCGAAAACGUGCUAUACAGGAGGCGAAGGACGUCUUGGAUGGUUGGAUCUCUAACGCGAGAGAUGAAGAUUGGGGGUUAGAGGUUCUGGUGGAUCCAAAGAAGCGAAAGCGUUGA
Aspergillus tanneri is the source of this 1626-nucleotide messenger RNA. RefSeq names its product tRNA-specific adenosine deaminase. Gene Ontology annotation, biological process: tRNA wobble adenosine to inosine editing. Gene Ontology annotation, molecular function: tRNA-specific adenosine-37 deaminase activity; RNA binding. Bases 1 to 1626 code for a protein of 541 amino acids. The transcript has 4 exons. NCBI's taxonomy places the organism in Eukaryota, Fungi, Ascomycota, Eurotiomycetes, Eurotiales, Aspergillaceae. The record is from RefSeq and is a predicted model, not a curated record.